This is a messenger RNA of Anoplophora glabripennis (Asian longhorned beetle), 2434 nucleotides long. It is a transcript of the gene PNPase, whose product is annotated as polyribonucleotide nucleotidyltransferase 1, mitochondrial. Gene Ontology annotation, biological process: mitochondrial RNA 3'-end processing; mitochondrial mRNA catabolic process. Bases 40 to 2292 code for a protein of 750 amino acids. The record is from RefSeq and is a predicted model, not a curated record. Gene Ontology annotation, molecular function: RNA binding; 3'-5'-RNA exonuclease activity; polyribonucleotide nucleotidyltransferase activity. Gene Ontology annotation, cellular component: cytosol; mitochondrion. NCBI's taxonomy places the organism in Eukaryota, Metazoa, Arthropoda, Insecta, Coleoptera, Cerambycidae. The transcript is spliced from 8 exons.
AAUAAUUCGAAUCGUAUGUUUUAGGUUAUAAUAUAAAUUAUGUUUUUAAUAACUACAAAUAAAAGAUUUAAAAGUUUUAACGCCCUGAAAAAAAUUAUUCAGAAUAAUAGACAAUACAGUGAGAAUCUGAAGGUACCCGAAGUUAAUAUUGCAUUUUCAAAUGGGCGCAACUUAAAUAUAUCUACAGGACAGUAUGCUAGAUUGGCUGAUGGAUGCGCUGUAGCUACCUUAGGAGAUACCUCUGUAAUGGUUACAGUUGUAUCAAAAACUAAACCCUCAUCUAGUACGUUUUUACCUUUGGUUGUAGAUUACAGACAAAAAUCUGCUGCUGCAGGGCGAAUUCCUACAAAUUUUUUUCGUAGAGAAUUGGGUCCCACAGAAAAGGAAAUUUUAACUUCUCGACUUAUUGAUAGAAGUUUGCGGCCUUUAUUUCCAGAAAAUUUUAAUUAUGAAACACAGAUUAUCUGCAAUAUGUUGGCCUUAGAUGGCAUUAAUAAUCCAGAUGUGAUAUCAAUCAAUGCGGCAUCUGCAGCAGUAUCACUCAGUGAUGUACCUUGGAAUGGUCCUAUCGGUGCUGUGCGAGUUGGACUCAUUGAUAAUGAAGUGGUAAUUAAUCCUACAAGAAAAGAAUUGCAAAUGUCUAUUUUGAAUCUAAUAAUAUCGGCUACAAAGAGAAAUCUAGUUGUUAUGUUAGAGGGAAAUGCAGAUAAUAUUUUACAGCAAGAUUUGCUGAAGGCAAUAAAGUCAGGAACUAAAGAAGUUCAAAAUAUUGUUAAUGAUAUUGAGACAUUACAGAAAUCAUAUGGAAAGAAAAAAAGGGAGUUGGAAAGUCCUGCGGAAUUAUCAGAAGAAAUUCUUGAAGCAUUACGUUCGCUUACAGAAAUGCGUGUUAGAGAAAUAUUUAAAAAUUAUAGUUAUGAUAAACUAGGUAGGGACAAUGCUUUAUCGGAAGUUAGAACAGAUGUGUUAGAGAAAAUCAGAGUUAGUUUUCCAGAUGUAGAUUUGGGUAUGAUUUUAGAAGCUUAUAAUAAAAUAGUGAAAAAGAUGUUUCGUAAUUUAGUGUUUGAAGAAGAAAAGAGGUGUGACGGUCGUGAAUUUGAUCAGUUAAGGGAUAUUUCCUGCAAAGUAAAUUUAUAUAAACCGUUACAUGGGUCAGCUAUGUUUCAAAGGGGACAGACACAGGUGUUUUGCACAGUUACAUUGGAUUCACAUGAAAGUGCUCUGAGAUUAGAUCCUUUAAGUAUACUAACAAGUGGAGUCAAAGAAAAGAAUUUUUUCUUGCAUUACGAAUUCCCACCUUUUGCGACAAAGGAAACUGGAAGAGUGGGUCCAAUUGGACGCAGAGAAAUGGGACAUGGCGCUUUAGCCGAAAAGGGUCUAGCACCAGUUAUUCCAAAUGAAUUUCCGUUUACAAUAAGACUGACAUCAGAAGUAUUGGAAUCAAAUGGAUCUAGUUCAAUGGCUAGUGUUUGUGGUGGCAGUUUAGCCUUAAUGGAUGCUGGUGUGCCUAUCACUGCUCCUGCAGCUGGCGUUGCUAUUGGUUUAAUAACAUGUUACGAUGAAGCAAAGAAAAACAUACAAGAUUACCGUUUGCUCACAGAUUUAUUGGGAAUUGAAGAUUAUAUGGGAGAUAUGGACUUUAAAAUAGCAGGAACUAAAAAGGGAGUUACAGCUUUACAGGCAGAUAUUAAGAUUCCCGGUUUGCCUUUGAAGAUAGUUAUGGAAGCUAUACAAAAAGCAGCUGAUGCAAAGUCUAGGAUAGUGGGCAUUAUGAAUGAAAGUAUCGAUAAGCCUAGGACCGAAAGAAAGGAAAAUUGGCCAGUCUGCGAGAAAUUAGAAAUUGAACCACAUAAGAGAGCUAGACUGUUGGGUAUAGGUGGCAGUAAUUUAAAAAAAUUGUUUGCUGAAACAGGUGUUCUGGUCUCACCUGUAGAUGACACAACUUUCCAAGUUUUUGCUCCAAGUCAGCAUGCUAUGGAUGAAGCUCAAGAGAUUAUCAACAAAUUGUUGACUACUGAGAGAACUCCAGAUUUAGAGUUUGGAGGUAUUUAUAAAGCUACCGUCGUUGAAGUUCGAGACAUUGGCGUUAUGGUAACAUUGUAUCCUGGAAUGCCACCUGCAUUGUUGCAUAACUCACAGCUUGACCAAAGAAAGAUUGCUCAUCCUUCAGCUUUAGGACUGGAAGUCGGUCAGGAGCUGCAAGUAAAGUAUUUUGGGAGGGAUCCUGUAUCAGGUUUGAUGAGACUUUCUAGAAAAGUAUUACAAAGUACUGUGAAUAAAGUUUAUUCAUAACAAAUGCAAUUGAAAGUGUAAGAAAUUAUUUAUUACACAAUCAAUGUUUUGGUGUUACAAUGUGUUGCAUUGAUGCGGCUAAUUUGUACAUCUAUAGACUUUUUGUACAUAAGUACUUUUAUUUUGUAAUAAUAAAAAAAUA